GGGGGAUUGCAGGCAGCCCUUGUGGUUGACUGGAAAUCGAUUUCCAUCUCUCAGACACUAGUUAGAAUGGGCUGUGUGUUCUGGAAGGGGGUGGAAGUAAGGAGGAGGAGGUGCUGUGAGCAGAGUUCUUGAAGCUCCACUCCUCUGGGGAAGCCGAGCCGUGAGGGGGACUCCUGACUGAGCGGAGCGUGUGAAUUGGAAAGGAUCCUGCUAGCUGGCUAGUCCCAGUUCCUCUCCAGAAAAGCAGUUGCUCUGGCUUCAGAGAUGUGCCUAGCCUUCGCCUGCAUCACACUGCAGUAAGUUCAACUCGACACGGUUGGCAGUUUGAGUGGCUUCUGGUGCUUUAAUACAUUAUUGAAACUACAAACCCAUAUCCACAGUGGUCUCAUUGUUGACAGAUUGCAUAUUUUGAAAGCUUGAGGUAUUUUAUAAUGAAACAUGCCAUGUGGAAACUUUGAAGCAUAAAUUCUGCCAAACAUCUGAAUAAAGAAUUUCUCACCUGGUAUGUAAGAGAUCUCCUCACCACCACCAUGACAAACCAGGAAAAAUGGGUCCAUCUCAGCCCCUCAGAAUUUUCCCAGCUUCAGAAAUAUGCUGAAUAUUCUACAAAGAAAUUAAAAGACGUUCUUGAAGAAUUCCAUGGUAAUGGUGUGCUUGCAAAGUAUAAUCCUGAAGGGAAACAAGACAUUCUUAAACAAACAAUAGAUUUUGAAGGUUUCAAGCUAUUUAUGAAGACAUUCCUGGAAGCCGAGCUCCCUGAUGAUUUCACAACACACCUUUUCAUGUCAUUUAGCAACAAGUUUCCUCAUUCUAGUCCAAUGGUAAAAAGUAAGCCUGCUCUCCUCUCAGGUGGUCUGAGAAUGAAUAAAGGUGCCAUCACCUCUCCCCGUACUUCUCCAGCAAAUACGUGUUCCCCAGAAGUAAUCCACCUGAAGGAUAUUGUCUGUUACCUGUCUCUCCUUGAAAGAGGAAGACCUGAGGAUAAACUGGAGUUUAUGUUUCGCCUCUAUGACACUGAUGGAAAUGGCUUCCUGGACAGCUCGGAACUAGAAAAUAUCAUCAGUCAGAUGAUGCAUGUGGCAGAGUACCUUGAAUGGGACGUCACUGAACUUAAUCCAAUUCUUCAUGAAAUGAUGGAAGAAAUUGACUAUGAUCAUGAUGGAACAGUCUCUCUGGAGGAAUGGAUUCAAGGAGGCAUGACAACAAUUCCACUUCUUGUGCUCCUGGGCUUAGAAAAUAAUGUGAAGGAUGACGGACAGCAUGUGUGGCGACUCAAGCACUUUAACAAACCUGCCUACUGCAAUCUUUGCUUGAACAUGCUGAUCGGCGUGGGGAAGCAGGGCCUCUGCUGCUCCUUUUGCAAGUACACAGUCCAUGAGCGCUGCGUGGCUAGAGCACCUCCUUCUUGCAUCAAGACUUACGUAAAGUCCAAGAAGAACACUGAUGUGAUGCGUCAUUACUGGGUUGAAGGCAACUGCCCAACCAAGUGUGAUAAGUGCCACAAAACGGUUAAAUGUUACCAGGGCUUGACAGGACUGCAUUGUGUUUGGUGUCAGAUCACACUGCAUAAUAAAUGUGCUUCUCAUCUGAAACCUGAAUGUGACUGCGGACCUUUGAAGGACCAUGUUUUACCACCUACAGCAAUUUGUCCAGUGGUACUGCAGACUCUGCCCACUUCAGGAGUUUCAGUCCCUGAGGAAAGACAAGCAACAGUGAAAAAGGAAAAGGGUGGUUUCCAGCUGUCAAACAAAGUGAUUGACAAGAACAAAAUGCAAAGAGCCAACUCUGUUACUGUGGAUGGACAAGGCCUACAGAUCACUCCUGUUCCUGGUACUCAUCCACUUUUAGUUUUUGUGAACCCCAAAAGUGGUGGGAAGCAAGGAGAACGAAUUUACAGAAAAUUCCAAUAUCUGCUAAAUCCUCGUCAGGUUUACAGUCUUGCUGGAAAUGGACCAAUGCCAGGGUUAAGCUUUUUCCGUGAUGUUCCUGAUUUCAGAGUGUUAGCCUGCGGUGGAGAUGGAACUGUGGGGUGGAUUUUGGACUGCAUAGAAAAGGCAAAUGUAGUCAAGCAUCCUCCAGUGGCUAUUCUGCCUCUCGGGACCGGCAAUGAUCUAGCAAGAUGCCUGCGAUGGGGAGGAGGUUAUGAAGGUGAGAAUCUGAUGAAAAUCUUAAAAGACAUUGAAAACAGCACAGAAAUCAUGUUGGACAGGUGGAAGUUUGAAGUCAUACCUAAUGACAAAGAUGAGAAGGGAGACCCAGUGCCUUACAGUAUCAUCAAUAAUUACUUUUCCAUUGGCGUGGAUGCUUCCAUUGCUCACAGAUUCCACAUCAUGAGAGAAAAACACCCAGAAAAAUUCAAUAGUAGAAUGAAGAACAAAUUUUGGUAUUUUGAGUUUGGCACAUCUGAAACUUUCUCAGCCACCUGCAAGAAGCUACAUGAAUCUGUAGAAAUAGAAUGUGAUGGAGUACAGAUUGAUUUAAUAAACAUCUCUCUGGAAGGAAUUGCUAUUUUGAAUAUACCAAGCAUGCAUGGAGGGUCCAAUCUUUGGGGAGAGUCUAAGAAAAGACGAAGCCAUCGCCGAACAGAGAAAAAAGGGUCUGACAAAAGGACCACGCUCACAGAUGCCAAAGAGUUGAAGUUUGCAAGUCAAGAUCUGAGCGAUCAGCUGCUGGAGGUGGUUGGCUUGGAAGGAGCUAUGGAGAUGGGGCAAAUAUACACAGGACUGAAAAGUGCUGGGCGGCGGCUGGCUCAGUGCUCCUCUGUGGUCAUCAGGACUAGCAAGUCUCUGCCAAUGCAGAUCGAUGGGGAACCAUGGAUGCAGACCCCAUGCACUAUGGAGAAAACUGAGUCCUUAGGAGGUCAGAUAACUUACUCAAGGUCAGAUAAAAAUUAUGCACAAGAACCAAGCCCCGAUGCUGAUGGGCCCUCCUCCAAAAACCGGGUUGUUCUGCUCCCUCAUCAAAAGAACAAGAAACCGAAGCAAGGAAUAAUCCUGUAUCUUUUCAUUCUUAGAGAUUUAAUUAGCAUAAUUGGGCCAUGGAACACUUAUGCUGGAAAUCGUUGAACAAUUUCAAGUCUCCUGCUCAUGCAAAAUCAUGGAAUUGGUUUAACAGUUUUUGUUACUGAGCUAAUGUAAAAUCCAGCUAUUAGAAAAUUUAAUGUCUCAGUUUUUAUAAGCAUCUUUGCAUGAAGAAAGCAGAAGUUUACAUGAAGUGAUACUGCCUAUUUUUGUUGCAUGCAUUCCCAUAAAUUUUUUUGUCUCCUACCCAUUCCUUCUCCAAUUUCCAUUUACUAACCUGUAAAAAAAACCUGUAUAACAAAAAAAGGAAAUAUCACGGGAAAUGUGAUUCCAGUUAUUAAUAAGCACUACUUAAUAAUGCUACAAUAAUCAUAAUUGCAGAUCGCUAUACUUUUCCCUUUAGAAUCAAACAGUAUAUCAAUGAUCUUUGACCUGUGAGUUGAGGAGAAGCUUUUAAUUGAAAGGUUUUGUUAAAUAGUUGUCUACUUGCUGUAUCUAAGUAGUUUUUCUUCGACAUCUUGAUGCUUCUGAGUGGAAUUUAAGAUAUCAGGUAUAAAGUAUUCUUAUGCUAAGAAGUAGGAAGUGGUUUUUAGUUUGUUUAGUUUUGUUUUUAAUUCCAGACAUAAGUGGAAACAUAUUACUUGGCAGUAAAGUAUGUUAACAUGGCAAGCCUUAUUCCCUUCUGCAUGUGAAUUUAGAAGAAAAUUCUUAAUCACAACAGUAACCAAAUAGAUGUUUGAAACUAUGUGCCUAAUAAACUGUGUUUCCCACCAAAGAUUCAGAAAAAGAUGCUUUGAGAGAAAUGGGUUAAUGCAUAAUUAAUUAAGCAUUGUGGAGAAAAUCUAUGGUUCUAAUGUGCAAUUUUGUGAUGACUAAAACUCUGGAAGAGAGUGAACUACCCAUUAAUUAUAAUUAAAAUUCUCACUUUUCACAGACAAUAAGCCGUACAACACAAUCAAAGUUCAACGGCUGAUUUCUUGCUUUUUUGGUCAUUUAUAGGUAUAGACGUCUGUAAUUUUUAAUGGGUCAGUUAAGUACACUUGAGAAAGUAAAUGAUUGUAUCAGUUCCUUUCUAGUAUAAAUUGAUACCUGUAAUAAUAUUGAGCUCAUUGAAGUUAAUCAUGCAUGCAUUUGCACCCUCCCCCUCACCUCCUCUACUCCCAUCUCUGUGACAUUUCAAAUAUUUAUUUGGAAAUAACGGCUUAGAUUGUUGUUAAAGUAUUUCAUGGCCUGGGUGGAUUCUCUGAUUGUUUGAAGAAAUUAUGGAAUAGUAUUUUUUUAAGUGUUUCAUUAAGCCUAUGAUAUAAAAUGAAAUGCUAUUCUGGGCAGAUUUGGUAUUGUUCAUUCAUAUUGACCUGCAUCUUAUCAUUGUAUGUUUUAUGUUUUCAAACGUGCCAUAAGGAAAACAAGUGCUUGAAGUGCAUGAUUUAUUAGUUUCUCUCUCCACUCUGCAUUAAAGUACUAAUGAUUUAUCAGUUCUAUUUUUCUAUUGAUUCAUUCAUCUUUGAAUUACAAAUAACAUUUAGUGAUUCUGUUGAACAUAAUCCUGAGCAUGGAUUUAUGGAUUUCAAGUGAAAUUGCUAUGACUUUCGUUCUUUGAUUUGAAGACUCAACUGAAUGCUGUUAUGUAAAAUGGCUACCCUCAAGCAUUGUGCUAUAAUGGAAGAUUAUGUAUAAAGCGUAUUCUUUUAGUGUUCCAGGAACAUUGGAUGGUAAAUAUCAAUCAACAAUAAGUUUAAUUGCUUUGAAAAUAAAAUCUUUUGAAUAAAUUAAGACAUAAUUUAACAUUCUCAGGAAAAUUAUCAUUACAAUUGCAAAUGUAGCAAGCAAUCACUUGCCCUUGUAUAAUAAAAAAAAAAAGUUAUUUGGCAGAGCUGUAAUCAAGACCAGAAGAAAUCUCAAAGCAGUAACAAAUGCAUUACUGAUGUCAUGUUACAUAACACACACAUUGAUUUUGUGUAUCUAUGGUUACAGGUAAUAAAUAUUUUCACAUAAAUUGACAAUUUUCUACAAUGGGCAGGCAGGCUUUGUGUCAAAAACAUAUUCAGAAGCCACUAAUUACUUUACGUUCAGUACAACAUACCGUUAUUUCUUGGCUACCUUUUAUAGUCUAUAGUUUGAAGGCAGCAACAGUUUGUGAAUCAUUUUUAACAGUCUGUGCAAUGAAAAGCUGUUGAAUAGACAGUGGGAUGAGAGAAAUCAAACAGCCGGCCUAUCAGACUUCAAUCGUUGAAAUAAUGGGAUGCAGCUUUACUUCACUGUAGCUAUAUCAUAAUUAGUGAUGAUCGUAGUUACAUUCUCAGUCAGUAGGAUUCAUUGGUACCAAUAAUAAAUGUUCAAAUAGGAAUCAAAUUUUACUUUUCCCAACUCAUUUUCUAAAGAUACUGAUGAGCUUGCCCUUCGAAUACACUACUCCUGGGGUUUGGAAAAUAGUUUUUAAAAACCUACUUUGAUGGUUUUGAAAUCAGAGAAGGUGUUCUCCCCAUUUUUAUGACAGCUUCAAGUGAAGGAUAUAUAUUUUAAGAAAAACUCCAAACUGAAAGCUCCAUGGUAUAUAGGAAUAUUAAAUAAUGUUAGCUUUGGAAGAUGGAAACUUUUCUUACGUGUGUGCGGGUGAGUGUUUGCGUUGUUGAGUCAACCUCUUUUAAAUACAGCAGAUGUAGUUGUACAAAGUUUUCAGUGGAUGAAGCUCUUGAGUAAAAAUUAAACGGGGAUCGCAGGGGUCAGAGGAAAAGGGGAAAAGAGAUAUGUACUUUGCUAAACAGUGCCAUACACUGAGGAGAUAAAUAGAGAUUCCAGAAUAAACCUGGAUAUCUAUGCUUCUAACAGGAAAGGAGGUGUCUGUGUAGAUCCAGGAAUUUUAAAGGACAUAAA
This is a messenger RNA of Globicephala melas (long-finned pilot whale), 5894 nucleotides long. RefSeq names its product diacylglycerol kinase beta (gene DGKB). Gene Ontology annotation, biological process: diacylglycerol metabolic process; lipid phosphorylation; intracellular signal transduction. The record is from RefSeq and is a predicted model, not a curated record. Gene Ontology annotation, cellular component: plasma membrane. Gene Ontology annotation, molecular function: calcium ion binding; ATP-dependent diacylglycerol kinase activity. NCBI's taxonomy places the organism in Eukaryota, Metazoa, Chordata, Mammalia, Artiodactyla, Delphinidae.